Messenger RNA from Leptomonas pyrrhocoris, 2575 nucleotides. RefSeq names its product unspecified product. The transcript has a single exon. Lineage: Eukaryota; Euglenozoa; Kinetoplastea; Trypanosomatida; Trypanosomatidae. The record is from RefSeq and is a predicted model, not a curated record. The coding region runs from base 287 to 2575 and encodes 762 amino acids.
GAACAGCAAAGGAGAAAAGAUAUCCCUCUACAAAUAAAUCCCCGUCAGCAGCUCGGUUUUUGUUCACACAGGCGUCACCAUUUCUUGGCGUUUUAAAUCGAUGACCUGAGCAUUGCCGAGGGAGACGGAAAAGCAGCAACAACGACGAAAAAAGCGCAAGCAGGCGAGAUAUAAGUACAGCGAGGCCAAGCAUCGCCUUUUCGAUUUUUACUUCCGUUUUUGAUCCACAAUUGGUACCCAUACCGAUAUAUUGCUGUAUUUGCUCCCGUACGCGUCCGCAUCUACGAUGAUGAUGAGCGGUUCAGAUUCUUUUGCUGCACAUUCCUUUCGGGAUGUCACGCACCACGUAGUCUGCUCCGCUGUCAUCGCCGUGCCCGUGGCGGUGGUGGUGCAUACCCUCCACAACAUUGAGAGCAUCAAGCGCUACGGCGUCGAUAGCCGCGUCAUCGACUGUUGCGUGAUGGAGAACUUGGUGCCGCCGGAUGAGGUCGGUGCGGUGCGGCGCUGCACGCUGCACCUGCCGCCGUACACAGGGAAGCUGGUGCGCGAGAAGCUGACGCACUACGUGGAGCACCGCCACGAGGGCGCCGACGACGCGCAGAGCAGCGACGCGGGUGAGCUGCGGUGUGUGGAGAUGUCACUGGAGUACGUGCGGUGCGAAGAAAAGGAGCGGCGUCGCUCUCCGUUUGAGCCGUCUGUCGAUGACGCAGUGCGGGCGACACGCACACUCAUUCGUAUUUCUAACGUGACCCGCACCCCACACCGCUGCUUUGUGGAGAUGGACGCGGAGUGUGUGUUGCGCGUGCACCAGGGCCGACACGUCUCUGUCGAAGAAAAACUGCAAGACAAAGCGUGCCAACACGCGGUGACACAAUUCUGGCACCUGUACCUCGAUGCGCAGCUUUAUGCGUUGGAGAAGCAGGUCUGCAAGGAGGCGUUUCCAGAGGUGGAAUCGCGUGUGGAUACGGAGUACCGCGCAGCCUUCACGACGCACGAGGAGGUGCUGUGCGACUGGGCGGUGGACAGCAGCGACACCAUGCGGCGACACGUCGCCAUCGAUGAACUGGAGAGCGUGUUGGUGUGGUGGGCUCGCGCGUUGGAGGCGUAUAGGCAGCAGAAAAUGCUGACGGAGAUCGCCGAGGCACGCGUUGAAAGGACAGGGCCCUCGGCGCUCGCGUUGGCACACCCGCUGCCGCCUCGCUUCACCGAUGCGGAAAAGUCGUCUGGUUCGUCACGGCGUGCCUCGGAGAGCAGCGUCAAGAGUGGGGGGGAGACAGACGUCAAUAACCCCCCCGAGUCCGCUGCCAUCUCGCAGCCUGUGUUGGACGCGAUGUUGCCCGCCUUUCUGCCAACGCGCACCUUCGCCCAGACGCCGCUGUCGCCAAGCGCCUUUGGCCGCUCCAACUCUCACCGGCCGUCCAUCACCGUCUCCGACGUGAGCCGGCAGUCGACGCUGCUCCCUCCCGAUCGCCGGCACACCGCCAUGCCGAAGAAGAGUCUGGUGUCGGGCUUGUCGCUCUCGAAGGCCGGUCCGUCGACGAAGAUGCUCCCUUCUGUCUCCUCCUUCUCCCCCUCGCCGAACAAGAUGGCGGGGGCGAAUUCGAGUGCUACUGCGCACAGUGGGCGACGCAAGCCGACGGCGGCGCAGCCGCCACACCUGCUUCAGCACGUGCAGCGCCGCGCCUCUAAUGUGAAUAACUCUUCCGCCUCCACCUCACGGCAAGAUGCGGCGAGCACGACGCCGGCACUCGACAAAAACGGUGGAGCCACGGGCUUUUUCUUCAGCCAAUUCUUCACCACGCCUGUCUACACCUCCUCCAAAGUUGCCACCACCACCGCCGCAGGAACUUCGUCCGGUGGGGCACCGACGCAGCGGUCGUUGGCGAUGAAUGCGGUGGGGGCUGCCGCUUCUUCUGCCCCGCCGUCGCUGGAGCUGCGCGCACCUUCCCCCGACCCCACCCCCGCCCUCGCAGCAAGCGCCGCUACACAGGCCUCGUCCCCGCACACCACCGCCGUGGCAGCGCCGCCGGAGGCCGUCGAUCCGUUCCACCCAGACAUGGCGCGCCAUCUGUUUUCGCUCACGGGCGUGCUGCAGGAGGACAUGGCGCGACGCGUCUUUUUGUCCCUGAGCACGCAGGACAACGCCUCCAACCCUCACCUCUCGGCAGAUGGACUGAAGAGUGUCCUGCGCUACUUGGACCGAUGUGGGCUGCACGAGGGCGGCGCGCUGAAUCGCGCUGACGCCGCCGCGUGCGACGAGGCGUACCGCGCAGAGGUGCAGCGAUGCUACUACGAACAAAACAUUGUCGCCGCCCCCUCCGCCAAGGCGCGGAAAGCGACGGCGCACAAGUUGAGUUCGAGCGGCCGCAACAGCAGUGGCGGCGCUGCCCCCUCCGAGGCGCCCUCCACGCUCAGUGUCCUUGCGGCACGCAGAGAGGCCACGCGUCGGGAAGGCGAUGAGGUGGCGCUGGACAGGCUUGUCCAAUACGUCCUGUCUCGCUUUGCGUUUCAAAGAAAGCGCGAGCUCAACUACGACGAGUUUCAGCUGGCGUUGCUGUAUCUGUGGAACAACUAG